AUGUCUUUCAUGCAGGAGCUCACGUCAUGGAUGUCCCCAACAUCGUUGACCCUGUCCAGCCCACCAAAAGCGGGCGACGCGGCCCCGAGCACCGACCAGCUCCCAUUGCCCAGGGAUGGCGUCGCCGAGAAGACCUUCAUCACGCUCCGCGAAGCAGCAUCCAAACAUCCCGAAAUCGCCUUCAUCGCCGUCUCUCACUCGUCAGAAUCGCACACGCAGAAGUGGCUGUCCGAAGUCGGCGGUCCCGGCGAUAAGAAUCCGGUUCAAGUCAUCGCCAACGAAGAGCGCGACGUGUACGCCAAAUGGGGACUCGGCGCAUCGAGUUUCUGGCACGUGCUUAGUCCAUGGGCGCUGUCGGAUGUUUUCAAGCUCUCUCGUGAAGAGGGAAUCUCCAAUAGGCCCACGGAGAGCGGCAACAGGUGGCAGACUUCCGGAGCGUGGGCUGUUGAUGGGAAGGGUCAGGUCACUUGGGGUGGUCCAGCCACGACUGCCUCUGAGAUUCCCGAUGUCGAAAAGGCCACUGAAACGUUGAAGUAA
Colletotrichum fioriniae is the source of this 537-nucleotide messenger RNA. RefSeq lists its product as uncharacterized. The record is from RefSeq and is a predicted model, not a curated record. NCBI's taxonomy places the organism in Eukaryota, Fungi, Ascomycota, Sordariomycetes, Glomerellales, Glomerellaceae.